GUUGCCUACUAUCUUGACAAUUGGCCGGGUUGCUGCAGUUCCGCUUCUCGUAAGCACCUUCUAUGUGGAUAGCUGGUGGGGACCAGCAACCACAACUGCUAUCUUCAUUGCCGCAGCAAUUACUGAUUGGCUUGAUGGUUAUAUUGCUCGGAAGCUGAAUUUGGGGACUGCGUUUGGUGCAUUCUUAGACCCAGUCGCUGAUAAGCUAAUGGUUGCUGCGACCUUGGUCUUAUUGUGUACCAGACCUUUGGAAGCUAGUUUUUUUGGACAGUUUCCAUGGUUGCUAGCUGUUCCUUCAAUAGCUAUUAUUGGUAGAGAGAUUACAAUGUCUGCUGUUAGGGAAUGGGCAGCCUCUCAAGGCAGCAAGCUCUCAGAGGCUGUUGCUGUGAAUAGCUUGGGAAAGUGGAAAACUGCCACACAGAUGACUGCAUUAACCAUCCUCCUUGCCGCGAGAGAUAGCAGUCUAGUUGAAGCAGGAACACUUGCAAGCUCUGGUGUGAUUUUGCUCUAUAUCUCAGCAUGGCUUGCCGUUUGGUCCUUAAUUGUGUAUAUGAAGAAGAUAUGGAAAGUUUUGUUACUAUAGGUGUAUUGAUAUAUACACUCAUUCAAAUUGCCAUACCUCAUCGCAUACUGAAAGCAGUGUAACUUUCAUUCAAAUUGCCAUAUCUCAGCACAGGGGACUUUCUUCUCCGUUUGUCCAAAAUAUGGAUAAGUUAUUAGCUGAGGUAACUUGCUUGUGUACCAUACAGCUGGGGGAAUACACGAGCUUUCUCCGGCUCCAUUGCUAGCAAUCCUUGAAGCCAUUUUUUUUUAGAAUGGGGAAGUAUUUUUGUACUCAUUAUUUUUUGUAAUUUUUUGGUAAUCUAUAGUAGUUAUUCUGUAACCUUCUGUCCAUGAAAUGUUACAUCCUAUAUGUGUUAGAGAUAUUUAGGACAGCCUCAACUAGAAUAUGUGUGGGAAACAGCAAACUCAAAUAAUCCUUGCCUUGUCUCGUAUCAGUAAUUUGGAUGGAUAUACAAAUAUAUUUAU
Messenger RNA from Cuscuta epithymum, 1029 nucleotides. The record is from the annotation of a GenBank genome assembly. NCBI's taxonomy places the organism in Eukaryota, Viridiplantae, Streptophyta, Magnoliopsida, Solanales, Convolvulaceae.